AUGCCCAAGAGGAAGGUCAACUCUGCAGAAGGGGAAGUAAGGGAGGAGCCCAAGAGGAGGUCGGCAAGAUUGUCAGCUAAAACAGUCCUUGCAAAGGUUGAACCUAAGAUCCAAAAGACAACUGGGAAGGAUAAAUCAGAAGAAAAAAAGUUCACACAAAAGGAAAAGAAAGGAGCAAAAGGAAAACAAGCCGAAGUGACUAACCAAGAAGAGAAUAAAGAAGACUUAUCCAUAGAAAAUGGAGAAACUAAAAAUGAAGAGGGCCCAGUCUCUGACUCAGCAGGAGAGAAAGAAACCAAAUCUGAAUAA
Messenger RNA from Monodelphis domestica (gray short-tailed opossum), 309 nucleotides. Lineage: Eukaryota; Metazoa; Chordata; Mammalia; Didelphimorphia; Didelphidae. The record is from RefSeq and is a predicted model, not a curated record.